Entrophospora sp. SA101 is the source of this 648-nucleotide messenger RNA. The record is from the annotation of a GenBank genome assembly. NCBI's taxonomy places the organism in Eukaryota, Fungi, Glomeromycota, Glomeromycetes, Entrophosporales, Entrophosporaceae.
AUGUCAAGUGACGAACUACAACCAGAAGAUAUUGACGAUAAUCUUAUCAAUGAUAAUAAAUUAUCAGGAUUAUCACUAGUAGCUGAUCAAUUAAAAAAGUUGAAAGAUGAUGAAGAAGUUAAUUUUCAAGAAAGGGCUGUGGUGAUGGAAGCAGCCCCAACUCCAAAAUUAGAUGUUAAUAAACUCAAUGAAGGGAAAUCUGGCGAUAUUGAUGUUUUUUCGCCAUAUGGUACUAUUAGUAAAUCUGAUCAAUUGUACAUAUCAUGGAACACUAAAAAUGCCAAAGUUAAAAAUCCUUCGAAAGAUACGGUUAUUAUAACUAUUUGGUUAAAGGCAAUUUCAUCUGAUUUAAUGAUCCAAACUCAUAAAUGGUAUACUGGAAGUAUAAAAUUUGUACCGAUUGCAGCAAUCGCACCAGAUGGUAAAACUAAAUAUUAUGCUAAAUUAGUUUUAGUACAAAUGUCAGUUGGCGGUGGUAUACUUCAAGGCACGUCACCUUAUUUCACUUUCUCAUCUGAGCAUCACCCAACAACAGAAUCGUCACCGUCAAUCACUAAUCAUAUUAUAAAUCUUGCAGAAACUACAGCAGAAAUUUCAGAGACUCCUACAACUACUUCAACUAUUAGUAGUAAAUUUGAUUUUCUUUAA